AUGACCAUAGAAUCUAAUAAAAUGAAAGAUAUUUUGUUGCUUCAAAUGACUUCAAAGUAUGAAGACCCACGCCUAUGGAUAGACAACUACCUAGCAAACCCAUCAGUUUCUGAAAAUGAAGUUAAUCACCUGAGAUCUGUUAUGCAAAGGGAUCAAGCACUCAAGAAGGCAGAUAACGAGAGAAUCUAUGACUUAGUUGGAUCAUUUCCUUCUAAACUACAACCUGAAAUUCUACUCAGUAAUAUGAACCAAUUGCGUAAUAAAAUUCCAGCAGUUCCUGGUAGUGGCUUUGUUUCAACUCACACGACAAUUAUUCAAUCUAAUGAUAUAAACCCAGUUGAAGAUGAGGAUUACAUGUCACAUUUAGAAUAUGUUCACAAACGCAGAUCAUAUGCAACAUUACAGUUACGUAGAUUUACAUCCAAAUUCUCAAAGUUAUGUCCAAUAUGUUUACAUCAAUUUAAUUCAUUAACAGAGACGUAUCGAUGUAUUAAGUGUAUUCGUAAUGUUUGUCAAAAUUGUGCAUGCAAAAUAUCAUUGUCAAAUUCGAAUAUUUUAUGUAAAGAGUGUUGGGAAAUUGCGAAAUGUAUCUGUAAAACAGGUGAUUGGUUUAAUCAUUAUACUGAAACAAAAGAAACCAGUCCGUUGAAAAUUGAUUUAAGAUUUGAACCACUUCAAAAUAAUCUACGUAAGACAAAAAGUGAAGUGAUUUCAAAACUGAAUAAUUCAUCAAAAAAUAUUGCUAACUCACUUUCUAAACCAAGUGAUGAGAAUGAGAAGAGCUCAUUGAAUCAAAUGUUAAUAGAAGAAACUCAUCCAGUUAAAAGUAAAGAAAAAUCGAGAUCUAAGUCACCAUAA
Messenger RNA from Schistosoma guineensis, 858 nucleotides. Lineage: Eukaryota; Metazoa; Platyhelminthes; Trematoda; Strigeidida; Schistosomatidae. The record is from the annotation of a GenBank genome assembly.